AUGCAAACUGCCAAUCAACAAAAUAAUUCUUCAAUUACACCCUUAUCUGACCCUGGAAGUUCUUCUUCCUCCUCUUCCACCCAACAAAAUUUGUUAAAUGAAAAUAACAAUAUUGGACAGCAAAUUACUUAUCCCCCUCCACAAUUGCAAUAUUUAUUGGCUAAUUUGGCGGCUAGAAACCAGGCUGCUUCAAAUCCGUCUUUGGCUGCUAUUGUUGCUAAUAUGCAGUUAUCGAAUCUUUCUCCACCUCCCGAAUUUCGCCUACCACCAGCUUUCAAUUUUGCAACAGCAGUUCAACAAUUAAUAAGAAAUGCUGUAGCAGCUGCUUCCAAUAAUCAAAUAAAUAAUGCUGGACUUUUGCUUCGACAACAAUCAAUUGGAAAUCAAAACAAUAUUGUUGGUUACCCCCAAAUUAAAGAAGAAAAUAGUUCGACUGGUACGGACAGUCCAGAAAGGCAUUUACAACAUCCAGAACAUCAAAAUUUAUAUGGAGAAAAGGGGGAGGAUGAAGAAAAAUUUUUGGUUGAUCCUUCUAUUGUUAUGGAUGAAGAAGAUGUUGAGGAAGGGCAGGAAGAGAACGAAAACAUUGAAAAAACCCAACAAUCAGAACAACAAGUUGAAAAUGUCAAAACAACUCAAAGACCUAUUCAACGCCGUCCACGUGUUGGAGGUUCUUCUGCCAAAACAGCCGAAGUUUGGCGGUUCUUCUCGGAAAGACCGAAUGGAGAAAAGGCUGCUACUUGUUCUAUUUGUCAAAAAACUAUUAAAGCUACUAAUAGCAGGCAAAUUAUUUUUAAAAAAGAAAUUGUAAGGGUCGCGAUGACUAUUAAUUGCCUAAUUUUAGGAAUAUUCUUGUCUUUUUUAGAAAAUCGAGUUGAAGGCUAG
This is a messenger RNA of Meloidogyne enterolobii, 885 nucleotides long. The record is from the annotation of a GenBank genome assembly. NCBI's taxonomy places the organism in Eukaryota, Metazoa, Nematoda, Chromadorea, Rhabditida, Meloidogynidae.